GCUCUCUUGUACAUAUCGAUCCUUACAAAUGCGUUACAUGUAAUUAUUGAAAUAUUACUGCGAUAACUUGUAUGCACCUUUUCAUCGCCAGUUUUAGAUUGAACCUACAACAUUCGUGAAAUAGUUUGUGAGACGUAAAUCAUAGUUCAUGCAGUGUUUUACAAGUUUGUUUUUGUUAAUGCUAUGGAGUCCGUAGCAAAGUUUCUAAAUGCCGCCAUAGUUCUACCAUUCACAGCUGGAGACGCAUCUGAAAACCAAAUCAACAGUGAUUAUAUACGACCCCACGAUGGUAGUAUCAGUGGAGUGAUUCUUAUUUCAAGCGUCUUGGUGAUUGUUUUUCUUGCUAUGUUUAGAAUUAGAUUGGUGGAUUCAAAAGUAAACAAGACUAUACCAUAUUUAACAUUACGUUCAUAUCUGUGUGUCACAAUUGUCCUAGCUAUAGUUGUUUUUAUUUCUCAUUUCAUCAUAUAUCGAGUUAAGCGUGUAAAACUCAUAACUUUACCUUUAACAUGCUUUCUAAAAGUCGGCGCUAUUACUAAAUUGAAACUUGGAUUUUUAUGGAUUUUUACGUUUGGAGGUUUUGUGUAUGCCUUGAUAAAAGUGAUCAGAGUUCCUUGCAAAGCGAAUACACUAAAGGACUAUAAGAGUGUCGGGUGUAUAGACAAAAACUUCACGUACUACAAAGACUACGAAGAGGCAAAUAUUACUUUUCAUUGCCUUCAAAUUUCAUUUUAUUUCAUCCAGUCUUGUUUUAUACAUUUCUUCAUUCGAUCCUGCUUCAGGAGUUCAUGGAAGAUUUAUUAUAGCUUUGUAUUUAUAGUUCUUGCAAACAUAUCACAAUGGGCGCAUUAUUUUGCUGAUAUAUACAAAGACUCAAACACAAGAGGCUACAAAUUGUUUUGUCCUAUGAGUAAUUAUUCAAUUGAAAACUGCUACUGGGAAACUAUUUUGAAAGAAAUAGAACCAUACCUAAGACCAGUUCAAAUGGAGUAUUUUCUGUUAUCGAUGGUUCUGAUUGCUGAACUUUGGCCAUCCAAGAAAACUUACUCAAAUGAAAUUAAUUUGAUUGAAGCAGAUAUCGCAAAUGAAUACACACCAUUUGAAUCCUCCACGCGUGGAUUACUUAAAAAGCCUAUGUGUUUGUCAAGUCGUGUACGAACUUGUAUGUUCGUUACUUUGGUAGUUUUAUUUUUUCUGCCUUGUUAUAUCUUCAGUUACUUAGCAUUAUUAAAAAGCGAGAAGAAGGACAAGUACGUCAAUGUAACAAUGAAAAAUGUCAAUGUGUUUUAUGAUAUAUUCAUAUCAUUGAUUGAGAAAAUGUUAUUGAUUAUGAAUUUUUAUAUGAUUUCACAAUCGUCAUAUUUAAGACCCGUUAAACGAAAAGAAGGCUUCCAUUUUCAUCAUAAUAUGUUAAUUGCAAGUUUCUUAGGUUCCAUUGGAUAUUUAUCAUUAGUAAUGAUAUCGUGCAUACAUGCAGGACAAGAACAUCUGUUAAUCGCCCAGAAAUUUCUAACAAUGAUAAAACUCUACUUUCAAGUUGUUUGCAUUCUUCAAUUACAUAAUUAUGAAAAAUGUCAACGAGGCGUUGGCGAAUACAUUUAUCUUGCACUAUCGAUUCUGAAUCUUUGUUCUUGGAUUGAUGGCAGUAUUUUUGGAGGUAUUUCCAUAUAUGAUGAAGAAAUUUUAAAAGUGGUAUAUGAUAUCACAACACAGAGACUAAUAACUAACGUUUUAUUUCCCUUUUUAAUCUUCUUUCGAUUUGAAUCCUUUAUUAUAUAUUAUGGGAUUUUCCGUCAAACCUCAGUUAAAGACACUCUAUUAAAAAGCCCUGAUCAUUUACUAUUCGAUGAGCUGUAAACGUUCACGCGCAAUACAUUUCAUGGAACAAAGUUUUCCUAUGUGAUAUAGUGACGUAACAGGAAAAAUAUUAUCAGUUAUCAGUUUCCCUAUGUAUCCACAUGAAAUAUAACCAAUUGGUAAAAUUGUUGUCAGUUUGUUAUCUUUUCUUUUAAAUGUUAAGUUUUUGUCAGAUAAGUUAUUGUUAUUAUUAUUAAUAAAUGAUGAAUCAUA
Molecule: messenger RNA, 2070 nt
Organism: Mytilus californianus (California mussel)
Lineage: Eukaryota; Metazoa; Mollusca; Bivalvia; Mytilida; Mytilidae
Exons: 2
Coding region: 184-1857 (557 amino acids)
Biological process (GO): proton transmembrane transport
Cellular component (GO): membrane
Molecular function (GO): proton channel activity
Source: RefSeq, a predicted model, not a curated record